Leptosomus discolor (cuckoo roller) is the source of this 1237-nucleotide messenger RNA. NCBI's taxonomy places the organism in Eukaryota, Metazoa, Chordata, Aves, Leptosomiformes, Leptosomidae. The record is from RefSeq and is a predicted model, not a curated record.
CAACGGCUUGCAGAACUACAGCCUCGGAUCCAAUUCAUAUUUCUCCCUCGCUUUCGGAACAGGGAAAGAUGGAGUAAAAUACGCGGAGCUCGUGCUAGAGCGGCAGCUGGACCGUGAAGAGCAGCCGGAGCUGAAUUUACUCCUCACCGCCACCGACGGGGGCUCGCCACCCAGGUCGGGCACGGCUCAGAUCCGGAUCGUGGUGCUGGAUGCCAAUGACAACAUCCCGAUCUUCAGUCGGGAGGUGUACGAGGUGCGCCUGGCCGAGAACAGCCCCCCGGAGCAGCUGGUGGUGAGAGUGGCGGCCGCGGAUCCCGACGAAGGGUCCUACGGGCAAGUGCGGUACGCCUUCACCCAGACAUCGGAGCGGUCCCGGCAGCUCUUCGAGCUGAACCCCGCCACCGGGGAGAUACGGGUCGCGGGCAAUCUGGACUUCGAGGAAGCGAAAAGCCACAAGAUGGUGGUGAAAGCCACGGACGGCGGGGGGCUGUCUGCGCAUUGCAAAGUGCAGGUGGAGGUCCUGGACGUGAACGACAACGCCCCCGAGAUAGCGCUCACCUCCCUCAGCGCCUCCAUUCCCGAGGACGCGCCGCCGCGCACCGUGGUGGCCCUGUUCAGUGUGCGGGACCGGGACUCCGGGGACAACGGCAGGACGGAGUGCGUGAUCGACGGGGACUUGCCCUUCAGUCUCAGCCCCGCUUUUGACAAUUACUACGAGCUGAGGACAAGCGCGGCGCUGGACAGGGAGAGGACGGCGGAGUACAACAUCAGCAUCACGGCCCUGGACUGGGGCGCGACGCGGCUGAGCUCUCGGGAAAGCCUCUUGGUGCAGAUCUCGGACGUGAACGACAACGCCCCCGAGUUCACCCAGGAGGUUUACACGCUGUGGGUCACGGAGAACAACAGCCCCAUGCUGCGCAUCGGCAGCGUGAACGCCACGGACGCCGACGCGGGCAAAAACGCGCGCGUAAACUACGCGCUGGUGCGGCAGGAGGGCAAGGAGCAGCCCGACGUGUCGGUCAGCUCUGAAAACGGCGACGUCUACGUCCUCCGGCCGCUGGACUUCGAGCCCUCCCUGCUGGUCUUGACUCCGUUUGCAUCGGGCGUGGAGCUGGCGCCGCGCUCGGCGGAGCCCGGGUCGCUGGUGGCCAAGGUGGUGGCGGUGGACGCGGACGCGGGUCAGAACGCGUGGCUGUCGUACGAGCUGGCCAAGGCGACGGAGCCGGGGCUGUUCCGC